AUGCCAGUGGGUCAACGAGCCACUGCAAUCGAAACGGGACAGUUAAAUCUGGACGGAGGAAAUGUGUUCAUGAAGGGCGGUGGUGGUGGUGGUCUCCUCAAGAAUGCCAAAGAUUCCUUUGAUUACGAUACCGAACCAGUGACAUCCUCAUCAUCCGACGAAGAAGACGUCUUUGCCGAUAUCUCCUUGCACGACAACGUUGAUGAUGAAGAAGAAGACGAGUAUACAAAACCAGUCAAAUCUGGGAGUGCGGAUGCCUCGGAACAGGGAACAGUAUUUUCCGCUUCCACCAAGGGUUCUUCCAAGAAGGGUCGUGCCACCAUCAUUGCGGCCAAACGAAGCAAUUCCAUGACCCGCGUCGAUAGUAUUCGAGAAAUCAAUUCCAUGGCUGAGCAGCAACAACCACAAAAGAAAGGACUCGAUUCUGAUAUGAUACAUGUCUCCGGCUACUUGCGACUAGACAUUCACACCCAAUUUCUUCUGUCGGAACAUGGAAUCCGCUCGCUGGACGAUUUGGGAAGCUUGAGACCCAAAAAGUGGAAACACAUACACAAUCUGGUCAAGUCUGUUACUGGGGACGAUGAACAAGCUCGAAAGUUAGCCGUACUCCGUCAGUGGAUUCGUUCCAUUCAAAUUCCAGUGGACGAAGGCGACCGUAUUCCAAGCGACUGGAGGCCACUCUUUCUAAAAGCACUACCCCAGCUGAAAGCGGAUGCCCGAAGAACCGACUGGACUAAUUCAGAGGAUGUGCAAAUGCGGUUCAUUGAUGCUAUGCCAUAUUCCAUCACCAACUUUAUCACCUCCCUUUCUCAAUGCGGAAUUGCCUUGCCUUGGGAAUCAGAAUUUGAAUGA
This is a messenger RNA of Cylindrotheca closterium, 852 nucleotides long. Lineage: Eukaryota; Bacillariophyta; Bacillariophyceae; Bacillariales; Bacillariaceae. The record is from the annotation of a GenBank genome assembly.